UUGAACGGCAAGAGCGAGAGUCAGACCGUGAAUCAGAGAGAGAGAGAGAGAGAGAGGGACUGAGAGAGUUACAGAGACUGAAACACUGAAGGGGAAAGAAGAGUGAUUGAUCACUCUUCAGAGAUUAGUUCCAUAGAAAGGAGAACAAUUGAGGUUCUCUUUCUCAAUCGGAAGAGCAAAAGAGUCAUGUACUGAAACAAGGUUGGUUUGAGGAUUUAUGUCGGCUUGUUUUGGUCUUCUGUUUGGAGCUUCAGAGCAGUUCUGGCUUUCAUCUUCUUCUUUUUCUUCUUCUCUAUCUUAUCUAUCCUCAAGCUUUUUAACAUCCUUCUAUUGUUUCUGCUUUGGCCUCCAGAAAGUUUCCCAAAUUUUUUCGAUGCGUUUGAAAACAAAACGGUUUUGCAGGUUUCGUUCUCGUGUUAUAUGCUUUGGUGGUUUUCAAUAUAAAGUGUUUUUAUAUACCACUUCUUAUUCGUCAGAGGGGUUCUUGAAAGACCCGGGAACUGGAACUGUGAGAGAUUCUCUCUCUACAGCGUUAUUAUUUUCCCCUGUUUUCCCCCUUCUUUUGUGUUGGUUGAGAAGAAAUUUUAGUAAUGCCGUUGCCACAGAGGCAACUAUUGAAUCAAGAUAAGGUUUUUAAGCAAGGGAGGAAGAAAUCAAUCUCUAGAGAGGGAUCCGAAAUCAAGAACAAAACAAUGAGAAAGAUUCGAAUUUUCUGUUACGAUCCUAAUGCUACAGAUUCUUCUUCUAGCGAAGAUGAAAAGAUGACGACGAUUUCUAGUAGAAGGAAUCUUAAACGGAUUGUUCAAGAAUUUUACGUUCCAAUUUCUCCAUGUGGUUCGUCUGUUCAUGAAAGCUCUUCUCAAGACAGUAAUUAUGGCAGCAAAAACCCUAUUUCUAGAGUCUCCAAAAACCCUAGCAGAAGGGUUGUGAAGAGGAACCCCAGAUCCACUUCCAAGUAUAGAGGGGUUCGACAGAGGACUUGGGGAAAAUGGGCUGCUGAGAUUCGUGACCCUUUACGAGGUGUUCGAGUCUGGUUGGGUACUUAUGAUACUGCAGAGGAAGCUGCUGAAGCUUAUCAAGCUGCCUCAAAGAGGUUUGAGUUAGAGCGUAUUAGUCUCUCAGAGAAGAAGAAUAACAAUGUGUCUCAGUCACAGUCUCAGUCUCAGUCUCAGUCUCAGCCCUGCAUCUCAGAAGAGACAGAGAGUCUAUUUUCUUAUUCAUCUCCAUCUUCUGUGCUUGAUGUAUCUACCUCUGCUUCUCAUUCUAAGAAUACUAUUGAUCCAACUGUUCAUCACCAGCAUCAGCAGCAACAACAACAGCAACAACAACAGAAACAGGGUCCUUCUGUAGAUAUUGUGAAGGAUCCAAUGCCACCCAUAACAGAGCAAAAGAUGAACCUUGAUUUUGAUUCAUUACUCAUGGAGGACUUUGGGCUGGGGUUGUUUGAUGAUUUGGGUGGCUUUAAUGAUCUGGGUUGUUUGGAUGAUUUACCAUUGUUUGGGUUUCGAGAUAGUGGUGCUUCAAAAGAUUUUACAGACUUCGACUUUGGGUGGCUUUAAUGAUCUGGGUUGUUUAGAUGAUUUAUCAUUGUUUGGGUUUCAAGAUAGUGGUGCUUCAAAAGAUUUUACAGACUUCGACUUUGAUCUUGACUCAGUCAUGGGCUUGGAUUGAUGAAUCAUUGAAUAUGGUCGGCCUUUAACAAAUUAUUACUAUGCAGUUGCCCAUAUAAGUUUUGCAGAUAUAGGACUCCUAGUAGAGUAGUAUAUUUAGUUCCGGUAUGUGGACAAGUCUCAAAAGCCUUGAGAUAGUGAUUUGAGUUUUUUCAUUCCUUCAGAGAGGAGUAUUUGGCAGAAGAUUUGAUUGAGUUCUUGGGUUUUCCUGUGCUACAGGAGCCGUCCAAGGAUCAAUUCCAUAAAUAAUAGUGUAAAUCUAAGGCAUAUAUGCCUCAAAUAUCUAUUAAUUUUUAAAUCCUUCUUUCUGGCUA
Molecule: messenger RNA, 1984 nt
Organism: Macadamia integrifolia
Lineage: Eukaryota; Viridiplantae; Streptophyta; Magnoliopsida; Proteales; Proteaceae
Product: ethylene-responsive transcription factor ERF118-like
Exons: 3
Coding region: 591-1559 (322 amino acids)
Biological process (GO): regulation of DNA-templated transcription
Molecular function (GO): DNA-binding transcription factor activity; DNA binding
Source: RefSeq, a predicted model, not a curated record